Molecule: messenger RNA, 2357 nt
Organism: Priapulus caudatus
Lineage: Eukaryota; Metazoa; Priapulida; Priapulimorpha; Priapulimorphida; Priapulidae
Product: serine/threonine-protein kinase PLK2-like
Biological process (GO): mitotic cell cycle; protein phosphorylation; regulation of cytokinesis
Cellular component (GO): cytoplasm; nucleus; centrosome
Molecular function (GO): protein serine/threonine kinase activity; ATP binding; protein binding
Source: RefSeq, a predicted model, not a curated record
UCGCUCGUGCACGUAUUGAAGCAUCGGCGAACUCUAACAGAGCCAGAAGUUCGCUACUACAUGGUGCAUCUGGUGUAUGGAUGCAGGUACGUUCACAGUCAGAAGGUCAUUCAUCGUGACCUGAAGCUGGGAAACAUGUUACUUAACGAGGAGAUGCAGGUGAAGAUCGGUGACCUUGGACUCGCCACCAGGGUCGAAGCCACGACCAACCGCAAGAUAACGAUAUGCGGCACACCAAACUAUAUUGCCCCUGAGGUGCUUAAUAAGGAAGGCCACGGAUAUGAGGCAGACUUUUGGGCCAUCGGUUGUAUCAUGUAUGCCCUGUUGGUGGGACGUCCACCGUUUGAGACGGCGACGCUCAAAGACACGUACGCUCGCAUCUCUGCUAACAGAUACACGCUGCCAUCGUACCUGUCCAGCAGCGCUCGCUCACUCAUCAUACAGGUCUCAGGGAAGUCUUCUCAGCAGAAGGAGAAAGGUAGCAGCAGCGGUCGCUGUCUACAGUCUGUACGCGAUCUCUCUCCCGUCAUCACCAACGUUCUGCGGCAGACGGUUAGCAAUGUGAUGCGUCAUGACAACCGCGAUGCUUCCGCGUCGCCGUUGCCUAGCAACAACAACCAUUCCACCACCACACAUACCAAAGAAGCCCAGCAGCAGCAGCAGCAGCAGCAACAGCAGGAGCAGCAGCAGCACAGGCGCACAGGCAGCACGUGUAGCAGCAGCACUGUGAGUUCUUCAUCAUCAUCGUCCUGCAGUGCUGGUGACAUCCAUGAGAUGCUUCACACCUGCCUCAUCAACAUGCCGUCAAAGCCGAAUCCAGCACUGCCAAGUCUCGGACCUUGUACUUCUGUACUGUGGAUCACCAAGUGGGUCGACUAUUCGAACAAGUACGGCUUCGGGUUUCAGCUGUCAGACAAAAGUGUCGGAGUUCUGUUCAACGAUGGAGUGCAGAUCAGUAUGGCUCCUAACCGCAGCCAAGUGUACUUUAAGGACAUUGGUCAUAAACCAAAGCUUUACACGACCUCUAACACGCCGACAUCGCUGCAGAAACGUACCGUGCUGCUGCAGUAUUUCUCCAGCUACAUGGAUGAGAACCUAAUACAGGUAUGUGGCGCCCUCGUGUGGUACCCUCGUGCUUACUGUGACCCCCCGUCUUUCCAGAUCAACUUCUUCAGUGACCACACGAAGGUGAUCGUGUCGAGUGAACAGGACGGCCACUACGUGUCGUUCAUAGACGAGCAACGUCGCGCGUACACCUACCGCGCCGUUCAGCUCGCGCACUUCGGCUGCUGCUCCCCCGUCCUGCUCUCCCGCCUCCAGUAUGUGCGUGACGUCGCCAAGGGUCUCGGAGAGGAAGAGGGCGCCUCGCUGUGACAAGUGAACAGUCGUCCUGUGACAGAGGGCGCCUCGCUGUGACAAGUGAACAGUCGUCCUGUGUCAGAGGACGCCUCGGGGUGAAUGUUCACAGGGACACCUUGCUGCGAAGGAAAAACUAAAUCCAAUUUAGGUUUAGGGGUCCUGCAUGGUUGGCAUGGCAACGGUAGCUGUUAGAAGUGAGGCUGUGUCUGCCAUGGAGACUGGGUUGUGAGGAAGUGAGAGAGAAACGUGGAGAGAUGUAGGGCUGCAUAUAGGAGGCAGAUAGAGAGAGGUAAAGCUCCGUUUAUCCGUCAUUGGUUUGCGAUGUUUGAGCAAGGAAGGCAUUGUACGAGAAUGAGACGUAUAAUAGAUAGUUGUCAUGAUUCCGUGAUAGAUGGCGCUAGCGGUUAGAUGCGGUAACGGAGUAGGGAUGGCAGGAUAACAGCUAGUCUUGCCACUCGUCACAGAUUACUGAAGGCUGCUAGACAUCUCACAGCCUGUUGUUUUCAUCGUUUGUUCCUUUCAACUAUUGUCGAGGGAGAGUGUAGCCAAUCUCCUGUGAUAUUAAACUAGUGUUAUAGACCACCAGGGGGCGGCACGUCCUCGUUAUUGUCUCCCGAACGCUCACCGAAUUGCAGGUGCUGCUGGGUUUCAGUAAGACACGUAUGCAAUCAAAAUGUAAAAAUGUAGUCGUAGAAAUGGCGUAUGCCUUCGACAUGAGCUCCGGGUGAUUGAUAACCUGGCAAUGACCCGAGGUCACGGGGUCACGGGGUCGUGUGGGGGUCACCUAUCCACAAGUCGCAAUCGAUGAUCUCAAGACUUAUGAGCAGAUGAGGUGUAGUUAGUCUGUUAGUUCAUUAGUGUUGUUAGGCAGAGAGACGGCUAACGUAUGGGCAGGCGUGCGCGCGUGCGUGCGGCUAACGUACGGGCAGGCGUGCGCCUAAAGUACGGGCAGGCGUGCGCGCGUGCGUGCGGCUAACGUACGGGCAGGCGUGCGCGCG